Oryzias latipes (Japanese medaka) is the source of this 2990-nucleotide messenger RNA. NCBI's taxonomy places the organism in Eukaryota, Metazoa, Chordata, Actinopteri, Beloniformes, Adrianichthyidae. The record is from RefSeq and is a predicted model, not a curated record.
UUAAAUUUUAAUUUACAUGAACAACAUCACCAAGAGCUUGUUCAGUUGAAUUACAAUAAUACACUAAAAGAACAAAAAAUGUCUAAAUGCAAUUUACAGUGUUGCAAAAUGAAUAGAUUUAUUAAUUAAUUGGAUUAAUCAGUACACCCCUAUUGUUUAGGAUAAAUUCAUUAAACUAAAACAUAUAAGAACUGUAGUCUCAAUUAAAUUAAUAUUUAGGUUUUCACUUUUUUAAUGAAGUACUUAACUAAACCAAUUGUUUGCAAUAUUUCAAAUAAAUAAAAAAAAGCUUUUCUUGCCAAAACUCUUGACAGUAUUUAAAAUCUCUAAAUCACUAUGGAUUCCCACCUUACUUACAAAGAACAUCUCUGAAAAAUCACACAAAAGCUCAGAAUCUGUGCAUAAUUGUCCUUUGUUGUGUAGGACUGGCACAUGGGAAACCAGGGCUAGAUUCCCAGGGGGGGGUGAUGAGCUUCCUCCAGUGGGUCGUUGGGCAAGACCCUUUGCGUUUGUGCCUAACUAUGUAGCCACACACACAGUCCCCAGCCCGGAUAACAUGCAGAGUUGUGUCAAGAAGGGUACCCAGCAUGAAAACUCUGCCAAACCAAAUAAUGCAUUUUUGUCCCAAUACAGUAUGAGUUAAGUCGACAUUUUUCUGGUUUUCAGCAGCAAAUGGAUUGGGGAUUAUUAGUUAAACUUAAUGACUUAUGUGAUCCACACCAGCUAAACACAUCACUGACAUGAACUCACUUCAGAAACACUGGUGUUUAAUUGUAUUUUAUAACCUAAAUAUAACUUUUGAGAGGCUCAGCAUUUUUCCAUCAUAAUCCAAUUUAAUAUCAAUUCCUAAUGGACUUUUUCCAUUAUUAGCCUUAAAAACUGUUACUGAUAAGGUUUUUCCUCAUGGUGCUGCACGUUUAUCCAGGAUUAAGAUCUAUGGUCAUGUGAUGGAUAGCUUUCACAGCAACAAUUGAGAGGUAUCUGAGGCCUCUCUUCCAAAUGCCGGUUUUUUAAAAGUCAGGGGCUGCGCUACAGGGAGUAAGACCACCAGUGCCCAAAAAUAACAUUAAAUUAUCAUUAAAUUAAAAUAUCAUGCUAUCAUUUGCCACCCUUCCAAAGUCUUCUACCCCCCUUCCGCCCCCUUCUAAAAUGUUCUAGCCACAACACUGCUUAAUGUGCCUGAACAUUUUAUUUAUUUAUUUUAUAAAUAAACUAAUUAAAUAAAUACUGUUCUGUUGUGAAGAAUAAAUCAUAUUAAGACAGAAAAAUCAAAUGUAACAAUUUAAAACAGAACAAGUAAAUGCAGAAAAAGAAAAAUAGUCAAUUUAAUAUUAAUAGAAUAAGGGCUCCAUGUAUUUGUUAAUUGGCCAAAGCGUCUCCAUGGUUGCAGCCCAACAAACACUGACAGCUACAGUGUCCUACAUUCACAGCGUCAGUGGGCCCCUUGCAGAACUGCAGCAGUGAUGCCGACAAAAACCUCCAAAACAAAACGCGUCAAAGGCGGGUGAGUGUGAAUUCUAGGCCUGAUGUGUUCUGUUAAUUCAUGGUAAAUAAACCAGAGGCCGCUCUUUGUCACAGCAAAGUAAAAGGAAAGAAAGACGGCAAACACGAGUCCAAAGGAGACAAAGAGUCGGACGUGGAGACGGCCAGAGCCAAUGCCGCUCUUUGGGAGUUAAGAUUAAAGGCCACCAACCAGGACCUCACAGAGUACCGGGAGGCCAGCCACAACCUGGCACGCGCCAACGAGGGGCUCAUUAAUCAAUUACUCCGCGCGGAGAGAGACUCUGUCGACGUCAGCGGUCACUGGGAGAGAGAGAUGGCUGCAAAACAAGAGAAGAUUAGAAUGCUGGAGGAAAACCUGCAAAGACAUCAGGCGCUUUCACUUGAAGAGAAAAACAACAUGACUAGAGACUUAAACAUCAUUCAAGAGAAGGUAAAGCAACUGAAGGAAAGGGAAGCUCGACUGGAACAAGAACUCAGAAAUGUGAAAGAAACCAUGUCUGUUGCUGACAAGAAGCACAAAGAAAACCUCAUUGAAAUGGAGGAAAAAUGCCUGAAAGAAAAGGAGUGUGUGGUAAGGGAGACUAUGGAACGAUGCGAUUUACAGGAAGUCCUGUUAAAGCAGGACCACCGCGAAGCCAUUGAGCAGCUGGAAGGUGUCUUGCAAACUGCAUUGGAGAAGCGCGAUCAGUUGAAUGAAACACUGAAAAACACCACGAAAGAAGCGGAGGGCUUGAAGAAACUGACCCAUUCACUGGUUGAAGAAAACACCAUCCUGGCACAGAACAAGGAAAUGCUUGGGAUGACCAUUAAGAAGAACCUGGCUGACAUUGAACACAAAAACCAGAAACUUUCUGAGUUCACAGCAAAGAUUGCUUCCCUGGAAGAGGCCUUGGACCUCAAGUCUAAAGAGCUUCAGCAACAGGAGGAGAAGGAGCAGAAGAACCUAGUUAUCAUCCAGUCAAAAGAGGUGGAGAUGGAUAAACUGCAGAGGGUUCUGGCCAUGCGAGUGAGGGAGAUGCAGGGCCUAAAGCAGCUGGCGAGCACUGUUGUGAAGAAGCGCAAAGAGAUGGAAGAGUUCUUCUAUGAGGCACUGGAUCAUGUUAGGCACGAAAUCGCUGCCAGCAGGUUUAGGUACAAAAAGGAGAGCAAACAGGCUUACAGCUGGAGGUUCAGAGAAGCCACAGCAGGAAAGAUAGAGUUCCCACCCAUCUGCACCUUCCAUAAAAGUCCCAACAGUACCAACCAUGUAUAUGCAGACAUGGAGGCAUCUGGAAAAUGCUCUCAUCUUCUGGAAAAUGAAGUCAAAGUCUCAGAUCUUACUUGGGAGCAAAAGGAACAAGUGCUCAGACUCCUCUUUGCUAAAAUGAACGAACAGACAGAAAGGAAACUCGUUCAACGUUCGUCUCCUCGUCCCUCCUGCGAGAUGCAAAACAGCUUAAAUGGCACAGAUGCUGCCGAGUAAGACUCAAAAGGAAUGUUCAAGGACA